Molecule: messenger RNA, 954 nt
Organism: Parnassius apollo (apollo)
Lineage: Eukaryota; Metazoa; Arthropoda; Insecta; Lepidoptera; Papilionidae
Source: the annotation of a GenBank genome assembly
AUGACGAACGUAGUGAAGUGCAAUAAAUGUAACAUCGUCAUUGACGAGAUGUUGUCAUAUAUACAAAAUAAAAUAUCGAUCGCAGACGAGGAAACUCUAGUGCGUAUUUGUAAGUCGGCAUUUACAAGUGAGGAUAUUAAGAACUCCAAGACACUUUUGUUUGAGUCUAUCCCAACGGACAAAAGAAAAAUAUUACGAAAGAAUAAAGGGAAAGAAGAGCGUGACGUAGCAGAUAUUAUAAACUUAUUUAAAACUACGGAGCCCGACCUUAUCCCAGUUUUUGUGGCAAGACAGUUAGAUAAACUGCCACCAAUCUUAUGGAAUCAUUUGGACUGUUCUAAACUGUUAAAGGACAUGAUAACGAUGAAGACUGAAAUCGAAGGCAUAAAGUCGACUUAUGCUACGCUAGAGUGUGUAAAUGAACUAAAAACGGAAGUCUAUCAGCUAAAAACCAAUUACCCACCGCCGGCGUCAGCUUUCAAAAUGAACAUGAAACGAGGUGCGUGGCUAGACAGUGGACCAAUGGGACUCUCACAUGAUUAUGAUAUGUUGCCCAAUGAGAUAAGUACAAGAAACAUAAAUGAAUCAUUGAUCAUAAAAUCGCCUUCGACGCAAUCUGAAAAAUUGAGGGUAGACCGACAUAAGCAGACAGAAAAUAAACUAAACGACCGGCAACGUCUGUCGGUGGAACGGACUCAGGCAAGCGCACUUACAGGCUGCAGUGAGGGAGGAGUAAGGCCAAUAGUGAAUCAGGAGGCGAACACUCGAACCGGUCCGGCGGUGACGUUACACGCAUCGAGCACGAAUCUACAGCUAGCGGAGCAGCUGACCACUACUGAUAAGGCAGGCGAUAGAUGCGCGUUAGAAACGUGUGAACCGGAGCGCUCGCAAAAUAAUAACAGCGAAGACUGGCAAAAAGUGGUAUAUCGUAAAAAACAAAACAAAUAUCGUUAA